UUUUUUUUUUUGUCUCUUUUUAUUAUACAUAUAUAUAUAUAUAUACUUUAUAUAUUUAUAUUUUUAGCUUUAUACCAUCAAAAUUUCAAUAUACACACUAUAGAAUGACUGAAGAAGGUGCCUCUGAAAAUGAACUCAUGUUAGCUGCUUGUAGAAACGACCAAGAAGAUGUAUUGGAAGGCAUCUUGGAAGGGGAAAACUAUGAUAUUGGUUAUACUGAUGGUGCUGGGAAUACUGCUGCUCAUCUUGCAGCAAAGUCUGGUGCUUUAGGAUGUCUUGAACUUUUGGUCAAUUUGGAUGAUAUUGAUUUGAAUAUCCAAAACCGUAUGGAAGGUUAUACACCACUACACUAUGCUGUUGAAUAUCAAGACAAGGAUGAAGAUUUAGCAUAUGCAAUGGUGGAUAUUUUAUUACAAGGCGGGGCUGACAUCAAAAUUGAAAAUCGAAACAAACUUACUCCAAUCAUGAUGGUCCAUUCCAAGAAUAAAGAUCUUCGUGAUUUACUCUCUCAAUCUGUGGCUGUAUAUCAAGUGGUAAGAAAAAAAAAGUAGUUGAAUAUGAUGAAAAGGAAAUAGAUAACUCAUAUAUCGCUUUUGGUACCUGUCUGUGUUGAUUGAUUUAGGAUGAAGAUGAUAUUGCCAAUGAUGAUGAAUAUGGAUCAAGUGAUGGAGAACCUAGUGAUUAG
Messenger RNA from Halteromyces radiatus, 685 nucleotides. RefSeq names its product ankyrin. Gene Ontology annotation, molecular function: protein binding. The transcript is spliced from 4 exons. Lineage: Eukaryota; Fungi; Mucoromycota; Mucoromycetes; Mucorales; Cunninghamellaceae. The record is from RefSeq and is a predicted model, not a curated record. The coding region runs from base 105 to 551 and encodes 148 amino acids.